This is a messenger RNA of Condylura cristata (star-nosed mole), 1180 nucleotides long. RefSeq names its product lymphoblastic leukemia associated hematopoiesis regulator 1 (gene LYL1). The coding region runs from base 61 to 900 and encodes 279 amino acids. Gene Ontology annotation, biological process: regulation of transcription by RNA polymerase II. The record is from RefSeq and is a predicted model, not a curated record. NCBI's taxonomy places the organism in Eukaryota, Metazoa, Chordata, Mammalia, Eulipotyphla, Talpidae. The transcript has 4 exons. Gene Ontology annotation, molecular function: protein dimerization activity; RNA polymerase II cis-regulatory region sequence-specific DNA binding; DNA-binding transcription factor activity, RNA polymerase II-specific.
GAGCCAGGGCAUUCACCAGGCAGCUGGACCAGUGCCGGGGUGAGCACCCCCUCGGGGUCCAUGUGCCCGCCUCAGGCCCACACAGAGGUGGGCCCCACCAUGACUGAGAAGCCCGAGAUGGUGUGUGCCUCCAGCCCAUCACCUGCCCUACCACCCAAGCCUGCCUCACCUGGGCUCCAAAAGGUGAAUGAAAUGGCCCAGAGAGAUGCCUCACCUCCCAGACUGCCUCCUGGCGUGCCAGUCAUCAGCCUUGGCCACACCAGGCCCCCGGGGUCAGCCAUGGCCACCACGGAACUAAGUGCCCUGCGUUCCCCACUGCUGCAACUGUCCACCCUGGGACCCGCCCCACCUGCCCUGGCCCUGCAUUACCACCCUCACCCCUUUCUCAACAGCCUCUACAUUGGGCCGGCAGGACCUUUUGGCAUCUUUCCCAGCAGCCGGCUGAAGAGGAGACCAAGUCACUGUGAGCUAGAGUUGGCUGAGGGGCAACAGCCCCAGAAAGUGGCCAGGCGUGUAUUCACCAAUAGCCGCGAGCGCUGGAGGCAGCAGAACGUGAACGGCGCAUUCGCCGAGCUCAGGAAGCUGUUGCCUACUCACCCGCCCGACCGGAAGCUGAGCAAAAAUGAGGUGCUGCGCCUUGCCAUGAAAUACAUUGGCUUCCUGGUGCGGCUCCUGCGCGACCAGGCAGCGGCUCUGGCUGCAAGCUCCGCCCCAACGGGGCCCCGGAAAAGGCCAGCCCACCGAGGCCCUGAUGAGGGCUCCUGCUAUGGGCCCUGUCGCAGGGCGGAGCCGGUGGUGGGCCAACUGUCAGCACCCCAGGCUUGCCCAGAUGGCAGUCCCGAUGGGGCAACCAGGCCCAUCAAGACGGAACAAGCAGCAGUGAGCCCAGAGGUGCGGUGACUGUCUCGACUGCCACAUCUGUGCCUGGGCACUGGGAGCUCAACCCAGGGCUGUCGAGGAAGGGGCAGAUGACAUACUGUGCCUCCUCAGGAGCAAACUCCCUCAAAGAGGGGUCAGUGAGGACACAGCACAUAAGGGAAAAGGGGUUUGGGGUCCGGAAGGGCGGCUGUCACCCUCAGGGGCCCUGAAGGUCCUUCUGUCACCCACGGUUCACUGGAUAUGGCCUUGCCUGCGUUUCCCUCCAGAAUGCAAGGUCCAAUAACCAACAUGGUAGACUGGU